This is a messenger RNA of Apis cerana (Asiatic honeybee), 1604 nucleotides long. RefSeq names its product lymphokine-activated killer T-cell-originated protein kinase. Gene Ontology annotation, biological process: protein phosphorylation. The record is from RefSeq and is a predicted model, not a curated record. Gene Ontology annotation, molecular function: protein serine/threonine kinase activity; ATP binding. NCBI's taxonomy places the organism in Eukaryota, Metazoa, Arthropoda, Insecta, Hymenoptera, Apidae. Gene Ontology annotation, cellular component: cytoplasm.
GUUGGUAUUAUUUGAAUGUCAAUAUCGAGAAAAUUUAAAACUCAACGGACAAAUUAGAAGAAACGAAUUUUGUUGAAUUUAAAUAAUUUUCUUAUAUGUUAAUAAUAUGGCUGAAUUUAAAACACCAAUAAUAAAAAAGUGUAAGAGUAGAAUAGAAGAUAAUCCAGAAUUACAAACACCUAUUAAAAUACCAGCCUCACCAUUUUUACAACAAAUAGGUUAUGGAUGUGGAGUUACUGUAUUUAGUUUGGAACGAUCACCAAAAGUUGGUUUUAUUCGUUCACCAUGGGCGAUAAAAAAACGUAAUUCCAAAAUUGUAGAAGAUAAAAAAUAUAAUGAACGUAUUCAAUUUGAAGCGGAAAUACUUCGUAAAUUAAAUCAUCCAAAUAUUAUUGGUUUUCGAGCUUUUAGUAAACUUCCAAAUGGUGAACCAUGCUUGGCAAUGGAAAAAUUGGAUGCUUCUUUAGGUGACAGAAUAGAACAAAAACUUGAUAUUGAUGAUGAUCCAUUUCCUGCUAAUGAUAUUUUGAAAAUAAUGUAUGAAAUUGCAAAAGGAUUAGAAUAUUUGCAUCAUAUUGCUUAUAUUUUGCAUGGUGAUAUAAAAAGUUAUAAUAUAUUAAUCUCUUCAGAUUAUAAAAUAGUUAAACUAUGUGAUUUUGGAGUAUCUUUACCACUCACAGAAACUUUAGAAGUAGAUACUUCAAAUGGAAAUUUCAACUAUGUAGGAACUGAAUGUUGGAGUGCUCCAGAAAUAAUAUUUGAAGAUGGUCCUGUUACAAAUAAAGCAGACAUUUGGGCAUGUGGUCUUGUAGUUUGGGAAAUGAUAGCUUUGUCAGCACCUCAUAUAGAAUCCUCAGAAAUGGAUGAUUCUUGUCUAGAUGAUUCAAUGUUAGAAAUGAAAAUGAAAAAUAAUAUGACAAAUGAAUAUGAUACCAAUAUGGAUGACAGCAAUAGUUUUCUUAAUAAAAUAGUCAAUACGAAAUAUGGUACUCGUCCUUCAUUACCUGCUAUUAAUCUAGGAAAAGAAUAUGAAAAAGUACUUGAAGUAUUUUUUGCAUGCACUACUACAGAUUAUAAAGUUAGGCCUAGUGCAAAAGGUCUUGUUAAUUACUUUGAAAAUUAUGUAUUUAACAGUAAAAAGUAAUACAUUUCUAUUUUUUAAUAUUUUUUUAUAUAAGAAGUUUUAUAAUUUGACAUGAUAAAAAUUAAUUAUAUAUAAUUAUAUAAUUUUUUUUCUAUGUUUUUAUUAUUUAGAUAAUAAAUAUCUUAAAUUAUAGAAUAAAUUUUUAUUAUCUCUUUUUAAAAUUAAAGUUUUGUUUUUUUUUCUAUAAAAAGAUGAUGAUUAUCAAGAAAAUAAUUAUUAUUAUACUAAUUAUUAUACCAAGUUUAAUUUUUCUCUAAAAAAAGAUAAUUGUUUAUUAAUUGAUACAAUAUUAUUGAUACAAAUAUUGCUAUAUACCUUUCUAUAUCUUUGAUUCUUUUUUUCUGCUUUUUUAAGAUCAAUACGACCAGAAUCAAUAUUAUCUGCUGUUUUUCCAGCAAAAUAUUCCACAUUGUUUAUUUGUUCUCCCUAUAAAUAAAAUAAAAAUUGUUAUAUACUUAUA